AUGGACUCCAUCAAGGUUAAGCAUAGCGUUCAAACUAACCUGCCUGGGUCUCUACAGGCAUGGAGAGAUAUAGAUCCACUGCGCAAUUCACGAUGGGCAGAACCGUGGAAGGUCUUGCGACGUUUCUUUACAACAGCAGGUUACGAACUCUAUCGUGCAAAAGAGCACCCUGGCGAGUACAUAGUUCCCAUGACAUCGACAGCGCCUGCUUCAGAAUCCUUCGGCCUAUAUGGAGACAGGAGCAAGUUCGCCAGCUGUUUUCCUCCAUUCGCGCAGUUGUUUGCUGCUCGAGACAGGAUGAAUCGGGAUGUUGUCAUAAAAGUGAUUUCAAAAGGAGAAGAAGGGGCCAAUGAGCGACGAAUACUGGAAAUACUUAACUCAGAGCCUCUGCGAUCAGAUCCGGCUAACGCAACGAUCCCAGUCCUAGACUUCCUUGAAUACGAGGACUAUUGCUUCGCCGUCAUGCCCUGCUGUGAUAGUUCUAGUUCGUACCCCUUUCUCUACGCGUCGGAAUGUCUCGAUUUUGCGGAGCAGUUACUAGAGGCCCUCUGCUUUUUACACAAACACCGUAUAGCGCACUUGGAUAUAUCCUUCGAGAAUAUCGUGGUGAAUCACCACGGAGAGAUGCCAGAGCAGUACAAAUAUGACCAAAAUUGUAGAAGUUUGAAGAUAUGGCCUCCCUCAGAAUGGAGAUCGACGUUUCCCGUGCGGUAUUGUCUGUUGGAUUUCGGUAUCUCUGUUCAUUUCCCGGAGGAUCUACCUCUGUCUCGAUGUACUACACUCCCUUUUCCUCAGGGACGGGAGCAUAGAGCCCCUGAAACCCUCGGCAAGGCGGCGUUCAACCCGUUUGCAGCCGACGUAUAUCAAAUGGCACGUCUCCUGUAUGCUUGGUUUACGGACUUGGCAAAUGACGUGCCAGAUCUUCUCAAGCUAUUGCAAGACAUGUCGUAUUACAAUCCGUCUGGUCGGAUUACCGCCAGUACGGCUCUAUCGCGUCUGCGUACCUUGCGUACCACCAUCACAGAAGAAAAGCUGACAGAGCUUCGUGAACGAGACAUUCUCCACUUCUUAAUCAUUCCGAGGAGUAACUUCAGGCUUUUGCGUGAAAUUCUGGAAGCCGGCAAUUGGAGUUUGGCAGGUCAAUACACGUGGUGGUUGUUGAAGUCCUGGUUUUACAGAAUGUCGGGAAAGGAAAAGAUUGACUAA
Messenger RNA from Sparassis crispa, 1206 nucleotides. RefSeq lists its product as hypothetical. NCBI's taxonomy places the organism in Eukaryota, Fungi, Basidiomycota, Agaricomycetes, Polyporales, Sparassidaceae. The record is from RefSeq and is a predicted model, not a curated record. Gene Ontology annotation, molecular function: protein serine/threonine kinase activity; ATP binding. Gene Ontology annotation, biological process: protein phosphorylation; mitotic DNA damage checkpoint signaling. Gene Ontology annotation, cellular component: nucleus; cytoplasm. The coding region runs from base 1 to 1206 and encodes 401 amino acids. The transcript is spliced from 8 exons.